CGCGGCGUUCCGAGGAGUCACUACCAACAUGAGUGAGGUUUUGCGCACUGACCCACCUCAGGUGUGUUAGCUUCGUUGUGAUUGGUCAUCUCAGUGGCUCUUUGCAUAAGUGCUUGUUCCAGUGGACUACUCAUGAACCAAUCAUGUACAAGGACAGCAAAGACAGUCAUUGAUAAUAACUGCAUGCUACUAGCGAUCGACGUUAGCAUCGCAAGCAAGAGGUACCCGCUGGUAUAAAACUGGUGAAAUAUUUUGGAAUUAACAGAAGCUGUUUUGUCAGAAUCUGCAAUAAAUUCCCAGCGAGGAGCUAUAUUUUAUCGUAGAUUUCCCCCAAAGCGAAAUACUCUGCUGACAAAUUCGUAAGCAGCAGCCAUCUCAAAGUGUACUUUGCCUACCGGAUAGUUGAGCGUUAUCACUAGCUUGGAAUCACCUGUGUUAGACGAGUGGCCUCGAGGUUGAUUUGUAUCGAUCAACAGUAUUUCAACCCUGGCACACCAGCGCAAAUUCCGUCUUUCACACAGAAACUAAUUUUGUCAAAUAGCAGACAUGGUGCUGGUUGAUCUUGUCGUAUUUUUGGUCGUUCUUCUUGCUGUUUGCAACUUCAUGAGCUGGAGAGCAAGAAGGCAUUUAAACCUACCCCCAGGACCGCCAUCUAUCCCUCUUCUUGGCAAUUUCAAUGUCUUCAUGAGCAACCGGCCAAUCUACAAGGUACUCAAGGAGCUAGCAGACAAGUAUGGAAGCAUUUUCUCACUGAAGCUGCCCAUGGGUCGCUUUGUGGUCCUGUCCGAGGUAGAUGUCAUACGGGAGGCCUUUCUGCAUCGCUCGGAAGAUUUCUCGGGCCGCCCCUAUGUGUACUCUGUCAGCCUUAUGACUCGCAAUAAUUGUGGCAUAGCUUUCAGUGACUACAGUCCAUCUUGGCGCAUGCACAGACGAACGACAGCACUCGCAAUCCGGAGGAACAUGAAAGGGUACAACUGCAUGCCGACCUCAGCUAAGAUUCAAGAAGAAGUCGCACAAUUGAAUAAGUUACUGUCCAAGAAAGAUGGCAUGUACACUGACAUCAGUGCGGAGUUGAAUCUGUCUGUCCUUAAUGUCAUUUGUGACAUGACAUUCGGACAGCGUUAUGAAAUCACGGACACAGAUUAUCAGCAGAUGCUGGAUUGCAACAAUAAGUUUGCCGCAGUCUUAGAGCCCGGGGAUCCCAUAGACAUCAUUCCAGCGCUCAAGAUCUUCCCAAGCAAGAAACUUCGUAUGGUUCAAGAGAUCAUCGAGACACGUGACUCCAUUCUGCAGAAAAAAUACGACGAGCACUUCCGUACCUUCGACCCCAACAACAUCCGGGACUUGACCGAUGCCUUCAUAGCCACCAUGCUUGAAAGCACUGAUGGAGAUUGCAAAGGCGUACUCACUGAAGAUCACGUUGUCAUGGCAAUGUGGGAGCUUUUCGUUGGAGGGUACGAGGCCACAUACAAAUCACUUGUGUGGGCAAUAAUCUACGUGUUAAACAAUCCACAGGUACAAGAUAAGAUUCAACGUGAACUAGCACAGAAGAUUGGGACACGCUUGCCUGUUUGGGACGACCGUCAUGAGCUUCCGUACCUGGAGGCGACCAUAAUGGAGACAUUACGUUGUAGUUCUUUCUCUUCGAUGAAUGGACCAAGGAGGACAAGAUGUGAUACCAAGGUGCAAGGAUAUGACAUACCCAAGGACUCAACAGUCUUUUGUAACCUGUGGUGGGUUCAUCACAAUCCUAAAUAUUGGAAGCAUCCCAUGAGCUUUCGGCCAGAGCGCUUCCUAGACGAGGAUGGCAAAGUUUUCACUCCCAAGAGUUUCAUGGCAUUUUCCAUCGGCCGCCGAGCUUGCCUUGGGGAGAACCUGGCCAAGAUGGAGCUCUUCAUGUUCCUGGGGGGCAUCCUGCAGCGCUUCCAGCUUAGGACGCCCGCUGGGGAGAAACUCCCCGACACGGAGCCCAUGCCAGACAUGAUGAGAUCACCCAACUUUUUCAAAGUUCAGAUUGCUUGUCGUUGAAGAAGCUAUGGUUGUGUAAAGACUGAUAUUGGUUGCUUUCAUGUAGGGUUUGUAAUAUCCACGUUGUGAGUACACAUGAAACAGUCAUUUGCGAAAAUAAUCUGCAAAUUGCGGAGGCCAAACAUCGUACAUUUGCCCAACUUAUCACAGAAAGUCAGAAAUGAGAGAGAGAUGUGUAAAAUAGGUGGUGAAGGAUAAGAUGUGUGGUAAAGUUGGAACAGAGAGUCUCCAUGAAAAGGAUUCGUGUGUGGUAAAAAACUCAAAUUACAUUAUGAAGGCAGUGAAUGUUUGUAAUAAAAGUAAUGAAUCUUAAUGUCUUUCCUGAUAUUACGGUAACUAUCCACAGUCACACACUGUCUGAAGGCAACACGCCUUGUUAGAGAAAAAUAACAUUGAACACCUUGAGCAAAAUUAGAAUUGUCAGAAUUGCUGGAAUCAAGUACAUAACGUAAGGUGUCGAAAUAAAUAAGUCACAAGAAACAUAAGGUUUCUCGUUUCGGUUUAGACGUCGUGCUACUGCUGUGUCAAUUCCUUAAACGUAUUACUACUUGAGUUGGUAUACCAGUUUAGACAAGGCCGAAUUCUUUUUGCUCAUAGAAUUCAAAUACAAGUCCGUGUAUGUCUAUUUUUGUAAAUACUUGUAAAUAGCAUUUAUUCUGGUGUGGCAUUGUUUUCAAUAAUGCGUGUCAAUACAAGCAUAUAUAUUAUUCACAACAUUGUAAUAAUGAAUGUCUUGUGUAGAUUUUCUGGAGCAAAAUAUAUUUUAUAUCCGGUGCACUAAGAUAUUCAAAGGAUGUUUCAUAUUUACUUUACAGCGUUACAUUUCGAAACACUUCUAUGGCUGGUCAUCCUUGAUAUGCCAGCGACCAUUGGUUCGGGUUAAGACUUUCUGUAAAAUAUAAAGCAAGUUAAGUGCAAUUAGGAUGCAUAAACCAUUUUGAUCGCUGCAUUUAAAUGCAGAUUGAUACAAAAUGAUUGAAAUAACACGGUCAAUCAAGUGCAAUUAGGGUGCAUAAACCAUUUUCAUAUCUGCAUUUAAAUGCAUAUCAAUAAAAUGAUUGAAAUAACACGGUCAAUCAAAAGAAUUAGUUACAAACAAAAACUAAUUCUAUAUAUGGAUGGAAUUUAUGGCAACUCUAUAGAAAGAUGUUGCAAGUCAAUAUCACAACUUGGUAUUUUUAAGGUUUCUUAAGUUAGGUAUUCGAACUAGUAUCAGAAAAAGCUUUCUGAUUUAUAUCAGCAAUUUUGUCGUACCAGCACAUCAUCUCUUUGCUUGAGAACCGAAUUUGAACGGAAUUCAGCGCUUCGAGAAUCAUCACUUUAGUUAUUUCCAUAUAGCGAGUAGUGUUCAUACCCACUAAUCAUGCACUAAUGAAGUCUUAUUACUUGCUGACCUACUAAGCGAAGAAUGUCAUCAAUGAAUAAAUUCAUCAGUGGGAGUACUUACCAUAAAUACUCUCCUUAAUUGAACGCUGACAGAUUAUGUUGGUGGCUAUACUUAGGACAUAUACCCUACUUAGAGCGUGUUAAGACAAAACGAAAUUCCCUACAUAUUCCCGCAAGGCUUUGGGAAUCAAGCUGCCUCGUGUGCUUUAUUUUCCACGAAUGUAUGAAUGGAAUACGGUAUGUCCCAAAAAUGGCACGGGCAAUACUGUCAAAUUUUAAACACAGAAUGUCAACUGGCGGUAUUUAUAGCUUACAUCUUAAAGAAGACACUCUAAGUUUUCUUGGUCUAUAUUUCAUCUCGUUUACUUUUGAUCAUCUAGAUAUAUGCCCCAGUAAACACGAGAAAUCAGAAUUGAGUUUGUGCCGCUUUCAAGUCCGAUCACUUGACCUAUAAUUAAAAUAAAACGAGCAAUUCUUGUUUGCAAGUUGAUUUCAAAGGAGAUGCUGAAGCUCCACACCCAAGAACAUGCUGAGGAGUAAUCCUAUUUUUCUGAUUUCAUGUAUGAUUAUUAAGACAUCGUUUUUGUUGCGUGAAUAUAGCAAUUUCUGUGUCGAGUCGAUCAUAAGUCCCUGCAAACCAAGUCUCUUGCAAGUCCACCACAAGACAUCCAUUUACAAUCCAAGUCACAAGCUGUGACUGGUGCUGUGGAAGGACCUGUGAUUGGACUUGUGAAAGAACUUGCGAUGGACUCAGUACAACAUAACUUUUAAUGAUUCAGUUUGUCUGCCAAAGUCCCAUUCAUCGACUAUUUAUGUGCUUUCGUAUAUCCUAAACGGCUGAACAAAUUUGGAACUUUGUAACAAUUAUGAAAAGUUAAGUUAACACGAUUAAAAGUUAUCAAAGUGUCAAUUUGUUGACUGCAUUUCUGUGAUGCAGAGUUCAUUGUGUUUACACUGUACUAAUUUCAUUGUCAAAGUCAUUAUUAUAUGAGUGACUUGCCAAAUUAAAUCUAAUGGAAUUCGUGGAAUGAAAUUAUUUGACAGUGUAAUUGCAACCAGUGCAUAUACUGUUACUGUUACAGCUUGAAAGACUUCCAGGUGCAGAAAAUCAGAA
This is a messenger RNA of Acanthaster planci (crown-of-thorns starfish), 4528 nucleotides long. RefSeq names its product steroid 17-alpha-hydroxylase/17,20 lyase-like. NCBI's taxonomy places the organism in Eukaryota, Metazoa, Echinodermata, Asteroidea, Valvatida, Acanthasteridae. Gene Ontology annotation, molecular function: heme binding; steroid 17-alpha-monooxygenase activity; iron ion binding. The record is from RefSeq and is a predicted model, not a curated record. Gene Ontology annotation, biological process: hormone biosynthetic process; progesterone metabolic process.